Molecule: messenger RNA, 2544 nt
Organism: Pieris napi
Lineage: Eukaryota; Metazoa; Arthropoda; Insecta; Lepidoptera; Pieridae
Gene: Fmr1
Product: fragile X mental retardation syndrome-related protein 1
Exons: 15
Coding region: 79-1863 (594 amino acids)
Biological process (GO): positive regulation of translation; anterograde axonal transport; regulation of dendrite morphogenesis
Cellular component (GO): neuronal cell body; dendritic spine; postsynaptic density
Molecular function (GO): mRNA 3'-UTR binding; protein homodimerization activity; translation regulator activity
Source: RefSeq, a predicted model, not a curated record
CUAAAUUAUGAUUGGUCCAUAAAAUCAUUUGGUGCUUCAUUCUUGUACUGAAAACGCCAAAUACGCUUUCAAAUCAAAAUGGAGGAUUUGUCGGUCGAGGUGUACGGUGAAAAUGGUGCUUAUUAUAAGGCCAUUGUCACCGACGUGCUCGACAACGAGGUUCUCGUAGCCUUUGAAAAUGACUGGCAGCCAGAAUCAAAGUUCCCAUUUUCGCAAGUCUUCUUGCCACCUAAAGAUACAAGCAAACAGAUAGAAUUUGUGGAAAACCAAGAGGUGGAAGUUUUAGCGAGAUCAAAUGAAAAGGAAGCAUGUGGGUGGUGGACUGCAAAUAUCAAGAUGAUGAGGGGUGAAUUCCUGGUCAUAGAGUACCUGGAGUGGGACAACUGCUAUACAGAGAUUGUGCCAAGAGACAGACUGCGGGUGAAACAGACCAAGACACCCAUUGAUAAGAACACCUUUCACAAGUUCGAGAUACCCGUGCCCGAAGACCUUAAAGACUACCUACACGAUAUGCACAGCGCGAAAGUGGAGAAUGCGCACAAGGAGUUUCAGAAGGCGAUCGGCGCGGCACUUGUCUGGUACGUGCCCGAGCGCGCCGUGCUCGCUGUUAUCUCUCGGUGUGACACCUCGCAGAAGCGCGCGCAGAUGCUCCACGAGAUGCAUUUCAGAAAUUUAACACAAAAGCUAUUACUGUUGAAAAAGACUGAAGAAGCAGCCAGGCAGCUGGAGUCAACUAAAAUACACAAUCAAGGCGGGUACACGGACGAGUUUAGCGUCCGCGAAGAUCUAAUGGGGCUGGCGAUUGGCACGCAUGGUGCUAACAUUCAGCAGGCCCGGAAAGUUGCUGGGAUCACCAAUAUCGAGCUGGAAGAGCUCACUUGCACCUUCAAGCUUUGUGGAGAGUCUGCCGAAGCUGUCCGUACUGCUCGCGCGCUACUUGAGUACGCCGAGGAGAUGGUGAAGGUGCCAAGGCAGCUGGUGGGGAAGGUGAUUGGUAAAAACGGAAAAGUUAUACAAGAGAUAGUGGACAAGACUGGUGUUGUCAGGGUGAAAGUAGAAGGUGACAAUGAGCCGCAACCGGUUGGGCCCCGUGAGGAAGGCAUGGUGCCGUUUGUGUUCGUGGGCACGAGGGAGAACAUCUCCGACGCCAAGGUGCUGGUGGAGUACCACGUGGCACAUCUCAAGGAAGUAGAGCAGCUCCGUGCGGAGAAGCAGGAGAUAGACCAGCAGCUGCGCGUGGUAAUGGGAGGCAGCUCGGUGUCGUACCCGCCUCCGCGUGGAGCCCCCGCCCAAAGAGCACGACGCAUGAGGCCUCCGCCCUCUACUCAGAGAUAUCCACCUGGCGGCAGACGCACGACACCGGAACUAGGAGAUGAUCGACCUGAACGCGGCGAAGGCUCUUACCGCGGGCGGACGAGGCCGCCGCGAAUUAACAGGUCGAGUGAGCGUCGCGGCGAAGAGAGGCGCGUCCCACUAGAGAACGGGCGUGCCCAUCCUAGACCGCCACGAGAUGCAAGAGACACUCCGCGAGACCAGAGGGAAAAUAGCGGCAGACGGCGUGAGGGCCGCGAAGUGAGGGAACCCGGCCGUCGGCAGACUGAUGAAGACAGCUCACCUCUCGACAGCCAAGACGUUUCCAGCGCCGAUCGAGUGGUGACGUGUGCAGAAUCCGUGUCUUCGGAGGGGACGCAGAACACCGAAGAGCAACCCGCUACUUCCAGGAGAAGGCGACGCAAGCAAGGAGGCGGCGGGUGGAAGAACGGCGUGAGCGGCGGCGGCGGCGAGGGCGGGCGAGCGGGCGCGGUCAAAGGCAAGCGCGAGGCCAAACCCAAAGGCGAGCCGCUCGUGAACGGCACAGCGUAGGGCCCUCGGUCGCCGUCGGUCGCCAUACGGGACGAGGCCCCACCGCUCGCUUCGGCCGGCCGUGACCCCGACUCGUCAACUUACAUUUCGAUUCUGACUCCGACUGCGGCGAAGCGGAUCACUCGUCAUAGGUCAUUUCAUUAUAAGUUUCUUCGCUCGGCCGACCCCGCGCUCGCCGAGCGGCGACGCUAUCGACGGUUUAGGUUUGCGUGUGUUAUAGCGUUUCUUCGACUCUGACUAACUAGAUAUAGGCCUCUAUCUCGUCCCGGUAUCGCGUCCGAGACGCUGUCACGUCGUGUGGUACGAUUUUAUUUUUAUUUGUAUGAUAUCAUUGAGUUGAUAUGUUAUUGAAGCGAGUGUCGCAUGCCACUCUCGUUUGUGACGCCCUGUCCAGUACGUACGUACUACGUUUACGGUGCACGCGGACGGACUCAGCCGAAGGCGGCUCUACUGACUGGACUCACUAGGCUGGGCGCAGCGCGUCGCCACGCCACUAGACUCACUCGUAUUAUGCUUUCGUAAGAGAUUCGUGAUUUGUAUUCGUGAUUACUCGAUUAUAUGAAAAAUUAAACAAUGUGUACGUCGCUCCCCCGGACGAUACUGAGCCGAGCGCGCCGAGCCGAAGCAAGGCCACGCGCGACUCGACUCCUAUAAAUAUAACAUUUCUGUACAUAUUUUCAA